GUCGUGAGCUGGGUAAGUUAGCGGUGUGGUCAGUGGUGGUCAUCUCAUCGUGGAUCGGUUCGGACUUUUGUAAUUCUCCCCCGAUCGCGACAAAUUAUUCUCCGGUCCCUCUUUCAUCUUUGCGCGGGGAGGGAAGAUCGAUUCCUUCGUCGUUCAUCGACCGCGCACGCGGGAGACGAGACGACUGGGGACGACGCGCGAUUGACAGUUGAAACGCGGGGACGGCCAGGUAGAUUGACACCCUUAGGUAGGAUCCAGUGGGUGGACAACGGUGGGUCGUAGAUCGCCGCGAUGACGGCCGAUGGGUGGUACGGAUUAACACUUCGCAACAUGGGAAUGGCUUACACGAGCGGGUAUUCCGUAUCAUAGAUUCGAUAACAUCAGCGUUUUACUCGCAUACCUGCCGUAAGAGUUUAUCUUAUUUGAUUUCUCUUUACGAUGGUCGAAUUGGAGCGUUCGAUAUUUCGGUACUCCUUCGAUCCAUAAUUCCUCCGUUGUACGAUACCGUUAUCCGAAAUCGCGAAUAGAAAUCACGGUUCGAUCCCUCGGUUUUUAACUCCCCCCGAUUUGAUUUCUUCGUCACCAGAUAAAUCCCAUCGCGAGGCCAUCGGGAAUCGAUCACCGUGACCUAACCUAAGCUAACCUUGAAGGCGUGAACUAUCGUCGUUAAUUGCUCGAUCGCGAGAGACGCGAGGUUCUAACGUGGUACCGUUCCGAUUACUGUACGUGCAACAGACACUGCUCUCUCCAAAAUGUCCACUCCUCAGACUCCAGGUAUGGACCCCUGGAUGAUCCAGCCUAGAGAAAGAUUCAGAUAUCAAGAACAAUUUGAUUCAUUGAAACCAAUCAAUGGAAUUGUCACUGGUGAACAGGCAAAAGGAUUCCUCCUUAGAUCUCAACUACAGCCUGCUAUUCUCGGACACAUAUGGGCAUUAUCAGACACAGAUGCAGAUGGAAAGAUGGAUAUAAACGAAUUCAGUAUCGCAUGCAAGUUGAUCAAUUUGAAACUGCGUGGUUUCGAAAUUCCCAAAGUACUGCCACCUGUUCUUGUACAGAGUUUGAAAUCUUUCUCAUCCGGCGACACUAGCCAGACUGGAUUAUCAAAUGGUUCUACUGCUCCAAGUAACGUUAGCUCUCUAGUAAAUUUAAGCGGACAUCAACCAAUAGUAUCUCAAACCAUUGCAAGCACUGUUCCUACGGCUGGAAGUACCCUUAUAGGAAAUAAUUUUACGGCAACGACAGGUGGUGGUCCGCCACCUAAACCAGCACCACCUUCAUUUCCAAAUAGUCCUACAGGAAUCUCGUCAAUGAAAGUUACGACUUCUGUCGUUGGUUCUGCAAUUGUUUCUGCGUCCCCAUCGAUGCCUGCCCCUGGAAUAGGUAUCCCAUCAGUAGCACCUAUCGCCCCUUUAAACACAACUCCUGUACCAAUGGCUGCCUUUAAUAUGGCACAACCAAUGCCAACACAGCCGUUAGGCAUGGUUAGUGCAGGUAUGGUUGCUCCUAUGACUGGCAUUCCUAGUAUGGUACCAUCCAUUGGAUCAAUAAAUACAGGUACUGGAGUUUCUCCAUCAGUAGCAUUACCGUUAGUAUCCACGACAGCAAAUGGAACAUUGGUCAAUGGUGCAAUCACACAAACGCCAGUAUCUACGAAUACACCUUUGAGUACAACAGCACGUCCACCGAGUAUAGACAGAGUAGGCUCCAUAGAUUCACAGCACAGCCAGCAUUCCGUUGGCUCUCCACAGUCUGUGGAAUGGGCGGUACCGCAUCAGACCAAAUUAAAAUAUACUCAGCUAUUUAAUACUUGGGACAGAACGAGAUCUGGCUUUUUAUCUGGGCCUCAAGCAAGAAAUAUCAUGGUGCAGUCGCAACUGCCACAAUCUAUACUUGCUCAAAUAUGGGCUCUAGCUGAUAUGGAUUUGGAUGGACGUUUAGGUUCUGAAGAAUUUGUACUUGCAAUGCAUCUUUGCGAUAUUGCUAAAGCCGGCGAAAAAAUACCUACAACGCUUCCACUAGAACUUAUCCCACCCACAUUUAGACGGCAACGUCAAAGCAGUUUAACGCUAUCUCAAAAUGCAACAGAAAAUAUUGAUCCAUUAGCGGGCAUGCCACAGACUUCAUUUGAAGAUAAACGUAAAGAAAACUUUGAGAAAGGUCAAGCGGAAUUAGAACGUAGGCGUAAAGCAUUAUUAGAAAUUCAGCGAAAGGAACAGGAAGAACGGGAACGCAAAGAGAGAGAGGAGGCCGAGAAACAAGAGAAAAUAAGACUAGAACAGGAAAGGCGUAGACAAGCAGAAAUCGAGAAACAAAUGCAGAAGCAAAAAGAAAUUGAACAGGAGAAGGAGGAGCAACGGAAACGUGCACAAGAACAAAAAGAGGCAGCACGCAAGGAAAUGGAGAGACAGCGACAAUUGGAGUGGGAACGACAAAAGUCACAAGAAUUGCAAGCACAAAGACAAAAAGAGCAAGAUGUUCUUCUCAAGUUAAAAGCGAGGAAUCAGACCUUGACCAUCGAACUUGGAACACUUAAUGACAAAGUGAAGGAAUUGUCACAAAAGAUUUGUGAUACUCGAGUAGGAGUAUCAGGUGUUAAAACGACUAUCGAUGGUAUGAGAUCAACGAGAGACACGCAGUUACAAGAAAUGGCUGCGUUAAAAAAUAAACUUCGGGAACAAAAUCAAAGAUUAUUAGCAUUGAGUCAAGAGAAAGCACGUAUUGAAGCAAGAAAUAAAAUUAAUGCGGCGCAAGAUGCAGCCGGGCAAGAAGCUAUUAAAAUGGCUUUUGACAAUAAACAAAUUACUCUUAAGCAGAUGAAAGAUAAAAUAGUAGAUUUACAACAGCAGAUUGAUUCCAAAAUGUCCGAUAUUGAAAAUAAUAACACUCAGCUUGAGGAUAUUAAAACACAAAUGAAAAAUCUAGUAGUGGAUUGUAAACAGCUCUAUGUUACUUUUGAUGAAAAGAAGAAAAAAGUAAUCGAACUUCGAUCAGGUAGUAAUGCCUCAGCUGCCGACUUUGCCACAUCCGCAUGGGGCGAUAGUGGUUGGGGAGAUGCACCUGCUAGCGACACAGCUUGGCCUGUCAACGACACUACUGCAAGCUCAGAAAAUGAGGCUGCAGUUAUAGGUGUCCGCAAAUACAGAGCCCUUUAUGAAUUUGUAGCGCGAAACCAAGACGAAAUAUCAUUUCAGCCUGGUGAUAUUAUACUAGUACCACCUGUACAAAACGCUGAACCGGGAUGGAUGGCGGGAGAAAUUCGUGGUCACACUGGGUGGUUUCCCGAAUCUUAUGUGGAGCCGGUGGAUACUGGUGCAGCUGAUUUGGACAAUGAACGUACUUUCAUACAACAAGACAGUGUAGAAAAGAGAACGUUAGAAGGAAUAGCGGAAGUUCCCGAGAACGUAUCCGAUGCAGGAUCAUUAGGGGGAGAAGCCCCAGUAGUAGAAGCUAUUAUACCUACUGUAGGAUUAGGUACAUUUUGCGCUAUACAAGUCACAACUUUGUUUCCUUAUCGACCUACUAUGGAGCAACAUCUUUCCUUUGAAAAAGGAGAAACUAUCAAUGUUUCUGAACAACAGGAUGACUGGUGGUACGGUUCAGUCAGCACUGGAAAUAAGGGUUGGUUUCCCAAGUCGUACGUAAAAGAAGUAAUUACAAGCACGAAAGACACUGCUGCUGAAGGUCUUAACGAAUAUUACGCUGCUCUAUAUCGAUAUGAAUCGACUGAAGCCGGCGAUCUUAGUUUCAAUCAAGGGGAAGUUAUAUUAGUUACGAAAAAAGAAGGCGAAUGGUGGACCGGUUGUAUAGGGAACAAAAGUGGGAUUUUUCCAUCUAAUUACGUAGAAAAGUGCAACGUUCCCAAUCAGGAUGUGUCUUUGUCUACUAACGUUCAAUCCACUACUGUUGCUGCAACUGCGGAAACAAAGAACGAAACUGAUACUAUGGCGACUGUAAAAUCUCAAGCAGAGAAAACGGCAGAGCAGUUAGAAGACGAGAGAGCAGCUGCUGAAGAUAGAGCGGAAUUACCAGACUUUACUGCUAUGGCUGCUCAGCAGAGAGGAAGAAAACCAGAAAUUGUUCAAGUUAUUGCACCCUAUCAAGCAACGAGUUCAGAACAGUUGGACUUGCAAAGAGGACAAUUAAUAAUGAUUCGUAAAAAGACUGACAGCGGUUGGUGGGAAGGAGAGCUUCAGGCGCGCGGUAAAAAGAGGCAGGUUGGUUGGUUCCCAGCAACUUAUGUUAAACCCUUAACUAGUAGUAGUAAUAGAAGUACACCUGUCUCACAUGGAUAUCAAGAUUCUCCAACGGAUCCAAAUAUUGAGCGUGUUAUGGCUCUGUAUCCUUAUCAGGCACAAAAUGAAGAUGAAUUAAGUUUUGAAAAAGGUGACGUUAUAUCGGUACUUGCUAAGGAAGAAGCGUCAUGGUGGAGGGGCGAAUUGAAUGGUGUAUCAGGCGUCUUUCCGAGCAACUACGUAUCACCUAUGUCGAAUGAAUUGAUGGUAGAUACAAUGAUGUAUCAUAAUCCCAUGGAGAGAAAACGCCAGGAACAUAUCAAAGAGCUAAUCGUGACUGAACAUGCUUACAUAGAAGACAUGAGAUUAGUACAUGAGGUAUUUGAGAAACCGUUAAUUAAAAGUUUAGUCCUAAGUGUUGACGAGAUAGAGAGGAUAUUUAUCAAUUGGAGAGAUAUUAUUGCGUGUAAUGACAAUUUUUUGAGGACUUUAAGGAUACGAAGAGAUAACAGCUAUAAUGGAGUAGUUCGAAUGAUUGGCGAUAUACUGUGUGAAAAUAUACCUAGGAUGUCAGCUUACAUAAGAUUUUGUAGCUGCCAAAUAUCUGCUGCAAUGUAUCUACAACGUUUAACGGAGACUUCGUUAGAAUUUGUUCGAGUCGCACAGGCAUGUCAACAAGACCCGCGGACGAAAGGAAUGCCGCUAAGCUCAUUUUUAAUUAAGCCGAUGCAAAGGAUAACAAAGUAUCCGCUCAUCAUUAACAAAAUUUUAGAGUAUACGCCGAUAGAUCAUCCUGAUAGGCAGUAUCUGCAGGAAGCAUUAGCCAAGUCCGAGGAGUUUUGUACUCAGGUAAAUGAAGGCGUUAGGGAAAAAGAAAAUAGCGACAGACUGGAAUGGCUACAAUCGCAUGUUAUAUGUGACGGACUUGAAGAACAGCUUAUUUUUAACUCCUUGACGAAUUCCUUAGGACCACGAAAACUGAUACAUUUCGGUAUACUUCAUAAGUCAAAAAGUGGUAAAGAACUCGUCGGCUUCCUCACGAAUGACUUCCUACUAUUUGUCCAACCAAUAAAAUUCUCCUUGAACUGUCAACAAUUUUCAUUUGAACGUAAUGAGCAUCAGAAGUUUAAGAUGUACAGAAAGCCGAUAUUUCUCAAUGAAUUGUCUUUGUUUGGACAAGGCGACGGAAACAGUAGUCUGAGCGGAAGUGACGUAGCGGAAAAUUUAUCAAAAACUCUAAGACUGAAAGAUCAAAAAAAAUUUAUAAUAUUGUUAGCACCGUCUGCAAAUGAAUGUUCACUGUGGUCGAAACGAAUUGUAGAAGCACGUAGGAGGUUUUUGGAGAACGAGAAGAAUUGCUUGCAAAGACAACGAUCAAAACAGGCGCAAUUUGGGGCGUGCGGCAGAAUUCUCGUCACUGUACUCGAAGGUUUCAACUUGAAAGCUCCGUCCGGAAAGUGUAAUGCAUUCUGCAAAGUGUCUAUGGGCUCUCAAGAAGAAAGAACGAGUGUCGUAUCCGGAAGCGAUUGUCCUUUGUGGGAUGCUUCAAUGCAAUUCCAAGUAAAAGAUCUGAUCGAGGAUACCCUUUGUAUUACCGUGUUCGAUAAAGGGUAUUACAGUCCUGAUGAGUUCCUUGGUCGCGCUGAGAUUAGAGUAGCCGACAUAAUGAGAGACAGCAAAAACUCUUGUGGACCAAUUCAAAAGAGGAUCAAGUUACAUGAAGUAGAAAGCGGUGAAGUCGUUCUCAAGCUUGAUCUUCGACUGUUUGGAUAAGAUGUAAUAAGAACUUCUAAUCUAAAGUAUGCAUUUAUAUAAAAAUUUAUAUAAGACUUAUAUCCUAAGUACGUAAUAGAGAAAAAAGUUCGCGAAAUAAAAAAAUGCCAAAAAUUAA
This is a messenger RNA of Cyphomyrmex costatus, 6123 nucleotides long. RefSeq names its product dynamin associated protein 160 (gene Dap160). Gene Ontology annotation, cellular component: cytoplasm; intracellular vesicle; plasma membrane. The transcript has 32 exons. NCBI's taxonomy places the organism in Eukaryota, Metazoa, Arthropoda, Insecta, Hymenoptera, Formicidae. Gene Ontology annotation, molecular function: calcium ion binding; protein binding; guanyl-nucleotide exchange factor activity. Gene Ontology annotation, biological process: clathrin-dependent synaptic vesicle endocytosis; endosomal transport; positive regulation of Rho protein signal transduction. The coding region runs from base 753 to 6005 and encodes 1750 amino acids. The record is from RefSeq and is a predicted model, not a curated record.